Molecule: messenger RNA, 2735 nt
Organism: Gaeumannomyces tritici R3-111a-1
Lineage: Eukaryota; Fungi; Ascomycota; Sordariomycetes; Magnaporthales; Magnaporthaceae
Product: glycerol-3-phosphate dehydrogenase
Exons: 2
Coding region: 639-2711 (690 amino acids)
Biological process (GO): glycerol-3-phosphate metabolic process
Cellular component (GO): glycerol-3-phosphate dehydrogenase (FAD) complex; mitochondrion
Molecular function (GO): glycerol-3-phosphate dehydrogenase (quinone) activity
Source: RefSeq, a predicted model, not a curated record
CUGGAGCAUCGCCAUGCUCCAAGCUUUCGCGCUAGCUCGCGCCCUAUGGUCCCUAUGGUAGUGUGGCGUGUCCUGGAGAUUAGGGGCCGAGGGCCUAAGAGUGGUGCGUCAGUAUUUCAAUCGCAUCGAGUGCAGCUAGACUAAAAUUAGAUAGCGACUUGGUUCGUGUUCAAUAAAAUCGCCAGCGGAUGGGUUCGUUCAUCUGUUCGGAUCGCUCCUUCUCACCGUGGAGGCUCGCCCCCAUUGCCUCCAGCUUAUUUCCCCACAGGGCUCCCCACUUGAACGACUCGAUCAACGUCCAUGUCAUGGAUGGUCUGAGCGGGCAGCGCCUCUUUUGCUAGCCCAUCGUCGUUUUAUUGCCGACGGACCAGCCGACCAUUGAACCUGCAACUGCGCGGCUAGAGCAUCUGCUUCCCCUCUUUUGUCUGUUGUCUUGCUUUUAUCUCGGCCUCCCUUUUGCCAUUCUUUUUUUAUUCUUUCUUUUUCUUUUUCCUCUUCUCUUUGGCCGCCUUGUAUACUUGGCCCCCAGCCUUCCCUACAAGGCCGCAGCUGGCUCCUUUAUAUACGCCGACCCAGAGACAUCCAUCCACGUACCUUGUCGACUGUCGUCGUCGUCGUCGGCUAGGCCGCCUGCCAUCAUGUCUAGGCUCGCCUUCCUGCGGCGGCUGGCCGUGCCCGUCGGGGCGUCGGCCGUCGGCGGCGGGCUGCUCUUUUACGCGUACCGGCCGCGCAACAUCCCCGGACUCGAGGACCCGGCGGUGCCGCCGCCCAUCUACGGCGCCGACGGCACGUUCCAGCUACCGCGGUUCCCGCGCAUCCCCGCGCGCGAGGAGCAGCUGGCGGCGCUCCGGCGCAGCAGCAGUAACAGCAGCAGCGCCCAGCAGGGCGGCGGCGACGAGGAGGCCGCCGUCUACGACAUGCUCGUCAUCGGCGGCGGCGCCACGGGGGCGGGCGUGGCGCUGGACGCGGCCACGCGCGGGCUACGCGUCGCCCUGGUGGAGCGCGACGACUUUGCGUGCGGCACCAGCAGCAAGAGCACCAAGCUCGUGCACGGCGGCGUGCGCUACCUCGAGAAGGCCGUGUGGAACCUUGACUACAGCCAGUACGAGCUCGUGCGCGAGGCCCUCAAGGAGCGCAAGUACUUCCUGCAGACGGCCCCUCACCUCAGCUCGUGGCUGCCCAUCAUGCUACCGCUCGACCGCUGGUGGAAGGCCCCGUACUACUGGGCCGGCACCAAGUUCUACGACUUUCUAGCCGGGUCCGAAGGCAUCGAGAGCUCCUACUUCCUGACGCGCUCCAAGGCGCUCGACGCCUUCCCCAUGCUCAAGAAGCAGGGGCUCGUCGGCGCCCUGGUCUACUACGACGGCGCCCACAACGACUCGCGCAUGAACGUGUCCAUCGCCGCCACGGCCGCCCUCUACGGCGCCACGGUGCUCAACCACGCCGAGGUCACGGCCCUGCACAAGGACCCGGCCACGGGCCGGCUCUGCGGCGCCACGGCCCGCGACCUGUUGCCCGCGCGCGACGGCCGCCCGGCCCAGGACGUGCACAUACGCGCGCGCUGCGUCGUCAACUGCACCGGCCCCUUCACCGACGGCAUCCGCAAGCUCGACGACCCGACCUGCAAGGACAUCGUGGCGCCCUCGUCGGGCGUGCACGUGGUGCUGCCCGGCUUCUACAGCCCCGCCAACAUGGGCCUGAUCGACCCGCAGACAUCGGACGGGCGCGUCAUCUUCUUUUUACCGUGGCAGGGCAACACCAUCGCCGGCACCACCGACGACCCCUCGACCGUGACGCGCGACCCCGUGCCGGACGAGAAGUCGAUCCAGUGGAUCCUCAACGAGGUCCGCCACUACCUCUCGCCCGACAUCACGGUCCGCCGCGGCGACGUCCUGGCCGCCUGGUCCGGCCUGCGGCCCCUGGUCAAGGACCCCAAGGCCAAGAACACCGAGUCCCUCGUCCGCAACCACCUCAUCGAUGUCUCCCCCUCGGGCCUCCUCACGUGCGCCGGCGGCAAGUGGACCACGUACCGCCAGAUGGCCGAGGAGUGCGUCGACGCCGCCGUGACCGAGUUUGGCCUCGUGACGGGCCCCGUCGCCAGCGCCCCGCGCGUCAGCGGCACCGACGCGGUCGACGACGGCGCCCACCUCGACGGCUCGUGCCAGACCCACAAGGUCCGCCUCGUCGGCGCCCACGGCUACGGCAAGAACCUCUUCAUCCACCUGAUCCAGCACUUUGGCGUCGAGACCGACGUGGCCAAGCACCUGACCGAGAGCUACGGCGACCGCGCCUGGACCGUGGCGGCCCUGAGCAGCCCGACCAACAAGCGCUUCCCCGCCCGCGGCGAGCGCAUCUCGGACCUCUACCCCUUUGUCGACGGCGAGGUCCGCUACGCCGUCCGCCACGAGUAUGCCCAGACGGCCGUGGAUGUGCUGGCCCGCCGCACCAGGCUCGCCUUCCUGAACGCCCAGGCCGCCCUCGAGGCCCUGCCGCGCGUCAUCGACAUCAUGGCCGAGGAGCUCAAGUGGAGCCGGCACCGCAAGGAUCUGGAGUGGACCGAGACCGUCGCCUACCUCGAGUCCAUGGGCCUCCCCAAGCCCCUCCUCACCGCAACCCGCAAGCAGAUCGAGCAGGGCAAGAUCGACCUCUCGGCCUCGCUCGAGUACAAGAUGUACCUGAGGCACGACAAGCCCGCCGGCGACGACAAGUAGCUUUCUUUUUUUUUUUUUUUUUUU